Symbiodinium natans is the source of this 2388-nucleotide messenger RNA. The record is from the annotation of a GenBank genome assembly. NCBI's taxonomy places the organism in Eukaryota, Dinophyceae, Suessiales, Symbiodiniaceae.
AUGCAUCAUCAGAUUGUCCAGUACAUGAAGUCCAAGUGCAUUGACGUCCUUUGUCUACAAGAAACCAAAGCCAAGCGUACUUCUUACUACAUGAUCGAUUCGUUUACCUUCUACACAUUCAGCAAUGCGAGCCCCGACAAGCAGGAGCACUAUGGUACAGGUUUUGCGUUGUCGCCUGCGGCAAAACGAGCGCUCUUACGCACACUCCCUAGCAGCAGUAAGGUGGCAGGAAUUAGUUUACACACGGGAGCUGGGGAAUUUUCAGUCAUCACAGGUCAUGCGCCGCAUAACCAGCACACCGAAGAAACCAAGCAGGCUUUUUACGACGAACUCAACCAGCUCAUAGAAAAGGUGGAAAACCGAGGCCCUUAUCUCAUUAUGGGAGACUUCAAUGCACGCAUCCAUGGUAGAAUGCACGAUGAGGAUCUUGUCUUGGGGCCCCAUUUGUACGGGAAAGGUGUUGGUUCGGUGGGAGGCGAACUGGAUAACAGGAGCUUUCUCAUCAAUUGCUGCGUCCAAAACCAGCUCCUGGUUUCCAACACGUGGUUCAAGCACAACUCCGCCAAGCAGGUCACGUACAGGGAAGUAGGAACCGCUGCCCUUCCCCAUGCCUCUGCUUCUUGGGACCCCAACUUGUUUGCUCAACUUGAUCUGUGUCUUACCCCCCGGAGAUGGAGAAACUUUGUGAGGGACGUUUCUUCCGAUCCUUGGGCGAAUGUUGACAGUGAUCAUUUCCCGUUGCUUGCAAAGGUGAGACUCAAACUGGGGGCUAGGCGCCAACAGGCGCCGCGCCCUCGCUGGGAUUUCCAUAGUGCCUCGCCCAGGAACAUCCGCGAGAUGAACGAAGCCCUGGAAGCCCGAUUGAACGAAGUAGCAGGUCAUGAGGACGUGUCCCAAAAAUGGGACUUUCUCCGGGAAGUGUUUGUUCAGGCCAUGGACGAACACAUACCUAAAUACCAGUUCGCACCUAGGAAACCCUGGAUUAGCCAGAGCACCUUGGAUUUGAUUACGCGUAGAGGUGUCCUGCGCAGCCAAGGCGACCUCCAGCAGGUGGCAAAGUACAACAAAGACAUUAAGCGUUCUGCAAAACGGGAUAAGAAAAACUGGCUCGAAGAGCAACUACAAUCAAAUUCGUGGGAGCCGAUUAAGCAGCUCAAGAAAUCGUUCCCUACAAAGAUGGUUCGACUUGAGCCUUCACCAAGUUUAGGGAUGUCAGCAACAGCCACAAAUGCGGAUAUCUAUGCCGCUCACCUAGAGCAGGUGCAGUGGGCUCCUGCAAAGUCGAGUGGGGUUGACGAUCUCUGCACGGAUCUUUUGCCACACGCUGCCCCGGACAUCGAAGAGGGCCCUUUGACCAUGGCCGAACUCAUUCAGGCUAUUAAGCAUCUCAAAUCCGGCAAGAGUGCGGGACAAGAUAAUAUUCCUAAUGAGUUCUGGAAGAACCUUUCCGGCAAAGGCUUAGAGGCUCUUUUGGACUUGUUUCAAGAUUGUUGGAGUCACGGCAAGAGUCCAUCGUCUUGGAAGCAGUCCCAGGUUAUAGGCAUAUUCAAGAAAGGUUGCGAGAGCGACCCGUCAAAUUUUAGGCCAAUUUCUUUAUUGCAGACUUGCUACAAAUUGUACGCCAGGGUGCUGGCUGCGAGGUUGUAUGCAGGUCUGGACCCUGUGCUCCGUGACAAUCAGUUCGGUUUUAGGCAAGGUAGGAGUACGAGCGACGCUAUUUUUCUUGUUCGGCGCCUGCAAGACCUUGUUGAUGCCAAGCGCAAUCAAGUUCUGCACUUGUUGUUUUUGGACUGGAGCAAGGCUUUUGAUACGAUCAAACCCGCUGCGUUACACCUGGCGCUGCGUCGGUUGAAGGUGCCACCAACCAUGUGCAAAGCAAUCCUGGACCUCACGGCGUCUCCGGUUUUUCGUGUUGUUGUGGAUGGUGAGGUUUCCGGGCUUAAAUCUCAGUCCAGCGGAAUACGACAAGGAUGUACCCUUUCACCUUUGCUGUUUAUCGCAAUGCAGACUGUUAUGUUUCAUGACAUUCAAAGGACCUUCCUUGCGCAGCACCCGCUCGCUGUUACCCCUACAGUCUCCAUGUUUGAUAUUGAGUUUGCUGAUGAUACUGUCUUGAUAUCUAGGAAUUAUGAGCAUUUGCAAACUUUGUUGCAGAUUGUGCAAACGGAAGCUGCAAAAUACAACUUGCAUCUCAAUCAUGGCAAAUGUAAGCUUGUGUCCUACAACAGUCAGGCGGAGAUCAACUUUAUGGAUGGCAGUAAGGCAUUCCCACCACUUGGGGUGCUAUGGUCAUCGGAUGUGAACGGAUCCCCAACGAACAAGUACGUAGUCAAAUGGGAGUGCACUAUCUUUCGGACGAGGUCAAACUACAACAGCUGUCUUUGCUAG